AUGACUCUCAUAUCUAUUACUUUCUUGGUCCAGGUACUCACGCUUCCCUUUGUGAUUUUGAAAACAGUGAUCCAGUAUUACACUAUAGGGACGGUUUUGCUGCGGGCCAACUCUGAGUUUGCCAACUCACUCUAUAAAAAUGUCCACAUGGCCAUUGAAUACCACUUCAUCGAUCAUUUCACUCGAGAUGAUGUGGCGGUUUUUAUGUAUCAGCCAGCCAAAAUGUACUUUUCAAAGUACAGAAACCAUCCAUUUGCCAAAGGUCUUCGAGGUUUUGGAGACAGAAUCAACGAUCGAACUUAUUGGGUGGUAAAGAGUAACGAGCCAGAACAUUCAAAGGGUAAAUCCGCUCUACUUUUCUUCCACGGCGGAGGUUUCUGUGUGAACAUGUUCGCAACGCAGUUUAUUGGCAUUUUGGGGACAUACCAUUCUGUACCUGAACCUCAGAAGAGCAAACUUCUGGUAGCAUUAUUAGAUUAUUCUUUGACGUGUCACUACGCAAACUAUCCUACCCAAAUCUUCCAGGCCAUGGAGGCAUAUAGGGAAUUGGUUCGUGCUGGAUACACAGACAUCACUCUCAUUGGAGACUCUGCCGGAGGAAACUUGGCUGGUGCCAUUUCAAGAUUUAUAGCCUAUCCAGAAGAAGCCAUGGAGCAAUUUUCUAGAUACAAGGAAUUUAAUUGGGACUUUUCACCGGUAUUGCAGCCGGCAAACAUCAUUUGGAUUUCUCCAUGGGUAGAGCCAUACACCAAACCAAAGCUUAUUCCAGGUACAAAUAAUUGGGGAGAUUUGGGAUCUUCGGGUGGUGGUUUGGGUACAUGGUAUAUUGAAGGGUCCAAGGAAAAAGAUGUGGAGGCUUUCGUCAACCUAAAUAUCACCAACUACAAACAGCAUUGGUCCAAAGUGGAUGCGGUCAAUGGUAAAGGCAGAAGCUUAUAUAUUUAUGGAGAACUGGAAGUUUUACGUCACGGAAUGGAAGUAUUUGUUGACUUGAUUACCAAAGAAGGAAAUGGCAAGUUAGAGACCUAUAUGGAGAAAGGAGGCAUUCAUGAUGGGCUUUUCUAUGUGGAAAGUCUUGAUCAUAUGAACAAUUGGGGAGGACAAAAAGCACUUGAUUCAAAGUUUAAGGGCAAAUAUGCUCAUAAUUUGGUGGGAAAGUUCUUAGGAGAGGUCAUUGGUUGA
Sungouiella intermedia is the source of this 1182-nucleotide messenger RNA. The record is from the annotation of a GenBank genome assembly. Lineage: Eukaryota; Fungi; Ascomycota; Pichiomycetes; Serinales; Metschnikowiaceae.